Messenger RNA from Nematocida parisii ERTm1, 3345 nucleotides. RefSeq lists its product as uncharacterized. The transcript has a single exon. Lineage: Eukaryota; Fungi; Microsporidia. The record is from RefSeq and is a predicted model, not a curated record. Bases 1 to 3345 code for a protein of 1114 amino acids.
AUGAAGAUAAUGAGAGGGAAAAGGAAGAAAAUAUUUAUAAUAUUAAUAAUAACAUACUUAUACACUAAGCUUAAUAGAAUAAUUAUAUGCACAGCGCCUGAGGAACCUAUAUAUCAAAUCUCAGACAGUUAUACUGAAAAUAUAGAUGGAUUAAUACCUAUAGAGCACUCAGAUGAGAUGAAUACAUAUUAUACACAAAACACACUUGAUAGUAUGUAUAAUACAUAUUCACAUGGAUAUACUAAUGAGAUAACAUCUGAUUAUUAUUUAGGGGCGUGCGAUAUAGAGCACUCGUGUGUAAAUAAUACAGAAUACGCACCACCUGAAGCACCAUAUUAUAGUUGGUCUGAUUUGCCAUGUACAAGUACGGAUAAUACAUCAUACCAGAAUAUAGAGGAGCAUACACAGGCACAGAUAAAUGAUUCUUAUUUAAACACAGCGGGGCCAUCUUCGAGUUAUAUAGAGUAUGUACCAAAUACUGCAUAUAAUACAUGGGAAAACGAGGAAAAAACGGAACCAUUAACUUAUUCUGAAUUAUAUUCUGGUAUUGCGAAAGAAGCACCUUCUUAUGUUAUAAUGCAGACUAUCCCAGAUAAUAAUACAUAUGUGAAUACAGGCAAUGAGUAUACAGACACUGGAUAUACAGAUACAGCUACAGAAACGAGUAUUAAUUAUUCUAAUAUAAAUAUAGAAGACAUGUGCAGUGAAAGAAAAAAAUUAUGCACGGGAUUGGGCAAAGAACCUAAGAUUAAUAUAUUACAAAAUAUAAAAAUCACUCCAUCCAUAGCAAGUACCAGCAAGAAUCUAGAAUUAAAUACAAAUAGCAAUCAAGACAUUAAUUCUGAACUUAUAGAGAUCUGUGCUAGUAUGGGAGUGAAUACAGAUGCAGCUCAAUUAGAAACAAUUGUUGUAAAAAAUUAUUCUACAGAGUAUACCAAUCUUAUGAGUAGUAUGAAGAGAUAUAAAUCUCGAUCAUACGCAAGCAAAAAUAGAUCUAUGCAGAAGAAUAAGAAAAUACAUGACAGCACCAAGUUGUCUGAUUAUAGAUAUGGAAAUCUUCGGCCUGUUAUGAGAGAUUUUGUAAAGUCAAAAAAGACUUUAUGGAUGGUGCUCUAUGAGUGUAAAGGGCAUGAUAUAGUAAAGCUUAUUUUUAAUCUUGAAGAACUUUCAAGGAACAAAGAAGUUGCAGAUUCUAUUUUUGCCCCAGUUGGGCUGCCUUAUUACAGUGGAUUUAUGUAUGAUUUAUAUGAGUACCUGCUUAAAAACACGCCCUCUUACUAUAGGCCAUUUUUUGAAGGUGCCUCGUGUAAGAAAAAAAGCUCUGUUUUGCACGCGAUGGCGCUGGGCAAUAUUUAUAUUAAAAGAGAGCUAAAUAUAGGAUGGUGCGCUGAGAGUAUUUUCUAUAUUGCAUAUUUUCUAAAUAAAGAAAUAGGUGGCAAUUUAUCAAAAGAAACAAAGUUAAAAAGACAACUGCAUGCAAUUUUGGGCAUACCUGAAAUAUAUGAAGAUUUGUUUUACAUGCCAAGGUCUAUGCUUGAAGAUAUAAAAUGCAAUGUACUAGAAAUAGACAAAGAUAUACCUGGUUUAAAGCUACAGGACAAGCCCAAGUUUUUAGAAUGCCUCAUGAUUGUCUGUUACUUAUCUGAUAAAACGCAAGGAGAUAUGAAUUCAAUGUUUUUUUCAUAUGCCGCAAUAGAGCGGCUAGCUAUUAAGUAUGACUGGUACACAUAUACCGAUACACAGAUGUACAUAGAAAUCUAUAGGGUAUUUUGUAUGUUUUAUAACUAUGUUAGUGCCAUUUACUGCAUGACUAAACAAGAUAUUUUAAAAAAAUCGUUUGGCAGUUCAACAACGGACAUUUCAGAAUCAGUCUUGCCAAUAAAAACCCAGAAGGACCGGCCAGAAUUUGUAUUCAACAAGAAGCACACGCCUGUUCCUUCUAACUACAGAAUGCUGUUCCUGGGAAAAGAGACUAUUGUUUCGCAGAUGUAUGUGAAGUGCAGAAUAAAGAUUAUAAAAAAAGAAAUUAACUAUAAGGGAGUGGACAAAAAACUUAGAAGAAUAUGUGAACCACUUACAUAUUGCAUUGGCAACUACACUGCUGUACAACUGUCUUUUCACCACCACUAUCAUAUUCAGUUUGUAGACAACACAAGGCACAGAGUGCAUGUUGUGCACCUUCCAUUUUAUACCUCUAAAACGAACGGCACUAUAGAAUAUCUGUAUGUUCACACCAUUAAGGAUAUAGUAGAGCACUUGAAAAGUACAUUUGGCAUUCAAACUCCUGAAGACUCACCAUUCACUAAUAAUGUAUACCCAUUCAAAUAUAACCGAAAUAGAAAAACCUGGUCUUUAAUAAGCGAUGAUAUUACUCUGAGCAAAACAAUGCUGGAUAUGCACAAUUUGAAGCACGAUGUUAUAUUCUACCACAUAGAAGAGAACAUAAAAACCACAGAGUUUGUUUUUGUGCAGUUUAAUACUAUAAGCAUGGAUAUAUACACAGAUAAAAUCCUCGCUAUUAGUAAAUUAGAAAUCCAAAAUAGAAAACAGAUAGAAGAUGAUAAAAACGGAAUAAAGCCAAGAAUUCCUUUGUUUUUCUCAAAGUUUAUAUCAUCUGCAGUGCAUUUAAGCCCGUAUUGGUUAAAAACCACCAAAUAUGAAGUAAAGCAGAUUGACUCAUACACAGACCUUGUUCCUGUUGAGUUUUUGCACUACCUUAUUAAAGAAAUAACCCGAUUUAUUAAGCCAUAUAGAAUAAUUGAGCUAAAUAAUACUUUUGUAUAUAUAAAGAAUUACUAUACUGAUUUCUUUAUAAUUGGUCUUAUGAGCAAAUAUGAAGAUUGUGGGUGCUAUAGCAUGAAUAUUAUACAAGAAACCGAUAAUGAAAAUGAGGUUAUUUUAGAGUGGCUGACUCAUUUGCCGACAUCCAUUGAAGAAUACACUAAUUACUGCUUAGAUUUAAGCCAUAGUUUCGCUAAUUCCAGUAGUGAAUCUUCAAUCAGCAGUAACUCUAAAAACCGCACUCUUAACUUAUUUCUAAAUAUGCUGAAACGAAAAUCCGAGUUUAUGGAUAUGGUUUGCUAUGGAUUAUUAGUUGGAAAUAAAGUAAAUGAAAAUGAAACCGGUACAUUCCCCAUUAUAUGCCCUACUAUUAGACACUUCAUAAGUAAACUAAAAAACCAACUAACCAUGUCUAUAGAUAAGUAUGUUCCCAUUAUAAAUAAUAUUGAAGGAAUGACAGACAUUGUUAUAAGCGUAAAAAACACUAAUUAUACAAAAUCUAAACUUGGUAUACAUUAUGAUAUUUGUGAUAUUAUCUUUAGAAGUUACACAUUGAAUUUGUAG